Tripterygium wilfordii is the source of this 845-nucleotide messenger RNA. RefSeq lists its product as uncharacterized. The coding region runs from base 67 to 567 and encodes 166 amino acids. The transcript has a single exon. NCBI's taxonomy places the organism in Eukaryota, Viridiplantae, Streptophyta, Magnoliopsida, Celastrales, Celastraceae. The record is from RefSeq and is a predicted model, not a curated record.
UGAAGAGAGAAACCCUUGAGAUUGUUGAAGAUAAAACAAUCAAAGCUUGUCUUAUAGAAGAGAAACAUGGAGCAGGAAGAGGAGAAAACAAUACCAAAAUCAACAGAACCAACACCACCAUCUUCAUACAGCUUAGUUUUAAGAAUUAUGAGCAAGAGGAGGACAUGGGUAUGUCUAUUUGUGCUUGCAUAUGGCAUAAUAUUAUCAUGUUCAUGGAAUUUUCUCAAAUUCAUACUUUCUUGGUACAAACUACAAUCCCAAACAUCUUCAUCUUCAUCUGGGUGGCAUGCUCUCUAUGCAUCAGUUCUUCUUGGAGGAGUUUUUGGUCUGCUAUCCAUGAUUGCUGCCCUAGCUGUGGCAGUCCCAGCCACUCUGGUAAUCUGGAUCACAGUUCUGGUUCUUUUGGCCUUCCUUGGGAAACCCAGAUGGGUCUUGGUGAUUGAAGGAAGGAAGAUCACAAAGGAGAUUGUUGGGUUUGUGUUGAAGAUUUUGUUGAAGGAAGGGAAUGUUGUGGCUGCUGUUUGUGCAAUUUUAGGGUACAUUGCUCUUUUUAGAAAAGACCAGUGAAGGUGUUUCAUAGUGAAUUGUUGUUCCUGCUGAUGCAAUUUUGAUGGGGCUUUUGGGAUAUUCUUCUUGUUUGCUGAAAUUGGAAAAAAGAUUUCCCCAAUCUGCAUUAAGACAUUGUUUGGAAUAUUGUAAAUUUCAGUGCUCUAUAGACUGCAAUAUGGAAGCUGUACAGUGUAGAGGCAUUGUAACAUUAUUAGUUUAUUAUUACCUGUUUUGUUAAGUCCACUGUAUGUAUACACUGAUGCUUUUAACAUAGUGAACCCGUAUUUUUCUUCUAA